AUGCCAAACAACAGAAAACAAGCAGAACAGAGACUAAAUUCUUUAUCUAGGAAACUUUUCAGUGACAGUGAAUUCCAUGACAUUUAUAAAGCCUUUAUGGACAAAAUUAUUUACGAAGGCUAUGCACAAAAGGUACCCAUUGAGAACUUAAAACGAGAUGAUGGACAUGUGUGGUAUUUGCCGCAUCAUGGUGUACUACAUCCCAAGAAGAAGAAACUUCGAGUUGUGUUUGAUUGCGCAGCGAGGUUCCAAGGGACUUCACUAAAUGAACAAUUGUUACAAGGCCCUAACUUGACAAACACACUCAUUGGGACUUUGAUGAGAUUUAGAGAGGAAGAGAUUGCUGUUAUGGGGGAUAUCGAUAGUAUGUUCUACCAAGUAAGUGUUCCCCAACAAGAUGCUACUUUUCUACGAUUUCUCUGGUGGAAAGAUGGGAAUCCUUCCAGUAGUAUUAUUGAAUACCAGAUGGUUGUGUAUCUGUUUGGAGCCACAUCAUCACCCAGUUGUGACAACUUCUGUCUUCGAAAAACAGCUCAAGAUUGUACAGGACAUUUUAGUGACGAGACAAUAAAGACAGUCUUUCAGAAUUUCUAUGUUGAUGAUUGUCUCAAGGCAGUGGAUUCUGUAAGAAAUGCUGUGUCAUUGGUGAAAGAUCUACAGGAACUGUUGAAAAGUGGAGGAUUUCAUAUAUCGAAGUGGAUCAGCAACAAUCGAAAGGUCAUGAAUUCCAUACCAGUAGCUGAUAGAGCCAAGGAGGUCAAGGAUUUGGAUCUUGACUGUGAUACUCUACCAAUAGAGCGAGCUCUGGGAGUCCAGUGGUGUGUAGAUUCUGAUAUCUUUCAGUUUAAAUUGGACUUUAACAAGAAACCACUUACAAGACGAGGAAUUCUGUCAAUGGUAAGCAGUAUGUUUGAUCCACUGGGAUUUUUAGCUCCACUACUACUCAAGGCCAAAGUCAUUCUACAGGAAUUGUGUAAACUUCAGUUCGGAUGGGACGAUAAGAUGCCAGAUGACCUUGUUAUACAGUGGAAUAAUUGGUACCAGGAUCUUCAGAAACUGAAAGACCUCAAAGUAAACAGAUGUCUCAAACCCUAUGGUUUUCAUCCAUACUUGGUACAGUUACAUCAUUUUUCUGAUGCGAGUGAAACUGGAUGUGGUACAGUGUCCUACUUGUGUAUGGAGAAUGCCCUUGGUGAACGUCGUUGUUCCUUUAUUAUGGGCAAAUCUCGUGUUGCACCACUGAAGCAAACGACUAUUCCGCGAUUGGAGUUGACAGCAGCUACUGUAGCAGUCAGAACCAAUAAGAUGUUACUUAGAGAGUUAGACAUUCAUGUUGAUUGUGUUAUGUACUCGACUGACAGCAUGGCCGUUCUACGAUAUAUACAGAACAGUACAGCAAGGUUUCACACUUUUGUCGCAAACAGGCUAGCAGUGAUCCACGAAGGGUCACAACCAACCGACUGGAGAUACAUUAACACGAAGUUGAAUCCAGCCGAUAAUGCAUCGAGAGGUAUCUCUGCAGAUGGCUUACUUAAACAGGAGAACUGGAUCAAAGAUCCAAAUUUUCUGUUUUAA
This is a messenger RNA of Ostrea edulis (European flat oyster), 1575 nucleotides long. RefSeq lists its product as uncharacterized. Bases 1 to 1575 code for a protein of 524 amino acids. The transcript has a single exon. Lineage: Eukaryota; Metazoa; Mollusca; Bivalvia; Ostreida; Ostreidae. The record is from RefSeq and is a predicted model, not a curated record.